UUUUGCCCUUUUGUAUCCAAAUCAAACUUAUUAUCAUUAUUAUCCUAAACAUGGCCACUAUCUUUGGUUCCUCAUCAAUUUUCUUACUCCCCAAUACCAGAACCAGUCAUCACAUCACUUCUUCAUCAGCAACUCCUCCACCACAACAACCGCAACCCUCAGGUCCAUCAUCUCCACAGUCAACAACAAAUUUGAAUGAAGAUCAGUCAGUGCAAGUCUCUGCCAAAGCACAGCAACAGAUUCCUAUUAAACCAGUUGUUUCAUCAACUAAGGUUGAUUCCACAGACUGGAUUGCCACUUCCUUGACCAGACGGUUUGGCCUUGGAGCUGGUCUUGCAUGGGUUGGUUUUCUUGCAUUUGGUGUUGUCUCGGAACAAAUUAAAACUCGCCUUGAGGUUUCGCAGCAAGAGUCUAACACAAGGAAUGUUGAGGAGGAGAAAGAGGUGAUUCUGCCAAAUGGCAUAAGGUACUAUGAAUUGAAAAUUGGUGGUGGUGAUAUGCCAAGGCGAGGUGAUUUGGUUGUGAUUGAUAUAAUGGGAAAGGUAGAAAGCACAGGAGAAGUGUUUGUGAACACAUUUGAAGGAGACAAGAAAGCAUUGGCUCUAGUUAUGGGGUCAAGGCCAUAUAGUAAGGGUGUGUGUGAAGGGAUUGAAUAUGUAAUAAAAAGUAUGAAGGCAGGAGGGAAGAGGAAAGUUAUUGUGCCUCCUGAAUUGGGAUUUAGAGAGAAUGGUGCUGAUUUAGGGUCUGGUGUGGAAAUUCCUCCACUUGCAACACUUGAAUACGUUGUACAGGUUGAUAAAGUGUCCAUUGCACCUGCUUGAUGAUUUUGAUUAAAUGUAAGCAUGCACACUAGAGUGCUUUGGAUUUAUCAUAUAAUAAUAAUAAAAUACUCAUUUCUUAUUUA
This is a messenger RNA of Medicago truncatula (barrel medic), 904 nucleotides long. RefSeq names its product peptidyl-prolyl cis-trans isomerase FKBP17-2, chloroplastic. Gene Ontology annotation, cellular component: chloroplast. Gene Ontology annotation, molecular function: peptidyl-prolyl cis-trans isomerase activity. The record is from RefSeq and is a predicted model, not a curated record. Lineage: Eukaryota; Viridiplantae; Streptophyta; Magnoliopsida; Fabales; Fabaceae. The transcript has 3 exons. The coding region runs from base 51 to 821 and encodes 256 amino acids.